AUAAAGUAAGAUAAAAACAAAUUUGAGAGCCCUAGCUAGGUCUUCUUCCUCCUCCUCCUCCUCCAUCUAUCCAUCGCAGUCGAAGCGCAGUGAACGGCACCGACCUUAACCUCCAAACCCUACCGGCAUCGUAAUCGUUACCGGAAUAUUUAUGGGGAAAAAGAAGAAGAGAGUUGCUUCGAAGGUUUGGUGUUAUUACUGCGAUCGCGAAUUCGACGAUGAGAAGAUCUUGGUUCAGCAUCAGAAGGCUAAGCACUUCAAGUGUCAUGUAUGUCAUAAGAAGCUCUCUACAGCUGGUGGCAUGUCCAUUCACGUUCUCCAGGUUCACAAGGAAAACGUCACUAGGGUGCCAAAUGCGAAACCCGGUAGAGAGAGCACAGAUAUUGAAAUAUAUGGAAUGCAAGGGAUUCCGCCAGAUGUGUUGGCUGCUCAUUAUGGAGAUGAAGAUGAUGAUGUUCCAUCAAAGACAGCCAAGAUAGAUAUCCCAUCAUCCCCAUUUUUAGGUGGAAUGGUGCCACCUCAUAUGGGUACCGGAUAUCCUCCUCGAUCAACCUUGGGCACACUUCCACCAGUUUAUAAUCCUGCUGUACCACUGCCUCCUAAUGCCUGGGGAAUGGUUCCACCUCGACCUCAGCCCUGGUUUCCCCAGCCUCCAUCUGCUUCAAUUCCUCCUCCUGUUCCAUACGCCCAGCAACCAUUAUUUCCUGUGCAGAAUGUGAGGCCUCCAUUGCCUUCAACUACUUCUCCUGCACUUCAAACUCAGAUCACUCCUCCUGGACUUCCUACAUCUACACCUUCUGUCCCAGUAUCACAGCCUUUAUUUCCUGUUGUUGGAAAUAACCACACGACAACUCAAAGCUCACCAUUUUCUGCUGCACCUCUGUCUUCAAGUAUAUCAUCAGUUACUCAAGUGCUUUCUUCAAAUGUCCCUGUUGAUGCACAUUUGGGUAUCAACUCUUCUGUGACAAAUAGUUAUCAACCAAUAGGGCUUCCAGGUGGGACAGCAAGUAACUCGCAUUCUUAUGCUUCUGGCCCAAAUACCGGUGGUCCUUCAAUUGGACCUCCCCCAGUAAUCUCAAACAAAGCUCCUGCUUCUCAGCCUGCGACUAAUGAAGUUUACUUAGUUUGGGAUGAUGAGGCUAUGUCCAUGGAGGAAAGAAGAAUGUCUUUAUCAAAAUAUCAGGUGCAUGAUGAAAGUAGCCAGGUAAGUCAUACUACCUCUGUAAUACAUGGAGUUGCUUUCACAUCUAACCAGAUGAGUAGGCUUUAUUCUUUCUGUUUUCAGAUUCAGUUGUUUACACAUAUUUAAUGAGGUACAUUCUGUAUAGAUUUCCAACCAUCAUUUAAAAAAAAAGUAACAAAAUUAUCCUUUUAAUCCUCCCCCUUGCUUCCCACCUAGACGGGUAUUAUUUUUUAAAAAAUGGCCAUUGCGGCUACAAGCUAUGCUUCCAAAUUUGUGGGCAUAUAAACUAUAAAGAUUCAAGUAGCUAUUCUACUAAUUCCUUUUAGUAGUUAAUUAUUAUAAGUAUAACAACAUAAUUUGUGAAGCUUGCUGCAAACAAUCAACUUCGUGAUCCUUCAUCCCAGCAUUUGUACACGAUAAAAGAGUAUGUAUAUGUGAUUUUUGUUGGGUUUGGUUUUACCAAUGUUAUUCUUUUUCCCCUUGCUUGAUCCCAAAGUUUUGGGUUUUGGGUGGAGCAUGAUCUUGCCCAUUCGUAGCAUCAUUACAAUUUAUUUUAUGGAACAAGUGAAUUCAGACUUGGCCCAGGUCAGCUUCUUUCGCAGAGUUUGGAUCUCUUGCAUAGGACCAUGCUCUAAAAUAUUUGUUUGCUGUUGUAAUGUGGUGUACGAUUAUUUGUUCAUCACUAUUAUUAUGUUUAUCUUGCAGAUGAGCUCCAUUGAUGCAGCCAUAGAUAAGAGGAUACUUGAGAGCCGACUGGCUGGUCGUAUGGCAUUUUAGGUCAAUCUCAUCGAUGUACACUCUGUCAAAUUCCUUCAACGAUAUGGUGGGCUGAAAACGGUAUUUUAUUAAGCUUCUGACAGCCAGUGUUCAACAUUCCUUUAAUUGGUGAAGUAACCUUGUUAUUGAUGUGCCAUUCUUUGCUAAAAUUGGCAAUAAGCCUGUCCGUCAUAUUUGAAUCAAAGGAAGAAGGUUGCAAUGGUUUUGAAAUGCUCAUCUGACAAUAUUUGCGCGCAUGGGAAGUUGCAGAACUUUGUUUGUUUCUCUCAUUUCCUACUUUUUCCCUUUGAUAUUUGUAUUCAAACUUUAGGACAUAUAUAUACUUUAGUACCAUUUGGUGUAAUCUACAUUACAUGUCUUGUUUUUUUUAGGAAAAAUGGCUGCAUUUCAUGGUACUUU
Molecule: messenger RNA, 2359 nt
Organism: Cicer arietinum (chickpea)
Lineage: Eukaryota; Viridiplantae; Streptophyta; Magnoliopsida; Fabales; Fabaceae
Product: protein SUPPRESSOR OF FRI 4
Biological process (GO): regulation of DNA-templated transcription
Cellular component (GO): nucleus
Molecular function (GO): DNA binding
Source: RefSeq, a predicted model, not a curated record